AUGGGCGACAACAAAAUGCGUAAACGACCAAGUUCCACGGGCCUUGACAACCGUGCGAGUGCCUCAGCUGCGCCUGUUUUUUUACAAAAAACCUAUGACAUGAUUGAAAGCUCACCUACGGCUGUUGCGUGCUGGAGCGAGUCAGGCACCUCGUUUAUUAUUAAGCUCCCGCGAGAGUUUGCUAAAACGAUGCUGCCUCGCUACUUUAAGCACAAUAACUUUAGUAGUUUUGUGCGUCAACUGAACUUUUAUGGCUUUCGUAAACACAAGAAAGAUGAGAUUGUGAUCUCUACUGAAGAAGACGAAAGCAAGAAUUGGUGGGAAUUUUACCAUGAAAAGUUUUUACGAGGCCGUCAGGAACUUAUGGCGCAAAUUCGUCGUAAGACGUACUCCGAGCCGGCCUCUCCUGACCAUGAGGAAGUUGAGACACUAAAGCAGUCGGUUCAAAGUCUUCAAGGCCAAGUGUCCGAUCUAAUGGGUCAGCUUUCGGACCUCACAGGUCUUGUCAAGAGUCUUUUGCAGGACAAGCAGGCACCAGUGCCUCUACCUCUUCAACGCACCCCUAAGCGCAUGAAGAUGGACAAUGCGCCAGUUUCUGUUUCCAGAAUGACGGUGCCUUCUGCUAAUGUAAUGCAAGAACCUUACGUGACUCAGAUGGAUCAAAUGCCUGUGCUGAACACGCAACCUCGACAUUCACAAUCUAAUUUGAUGAUGGACGCUGUGUCAAAGAUGCAGAACCAAAGGACACGAGAAAUGUCGCUUAUGGAAUGGACAGAGUCAUACGGGAUAGACUAUCUGCUCAACGACGCGGGACGAUCGUUGCCGCUAUUUCCUGAAGACAUGAUCAAUUACGAGUGA
This is a messenger RNA of Plasmopara halstedii, 858 nucleotides long. Its product is annotated as hsftype dnabinding. The record is from RefSeq and is a predicted model, not a curated record. The transcript has a single exon. Bases 1 to 858 code for a protein of 285 amino acids. Gene Ontology annotation, biological process: regulation of DNA-templated transcription. NCBI's taxonomy places the organism in Eukaryota, Oomycota, Peronosporomycetes, Peronosporales, Peronosporaceae. Gene Ontology annotation, molecular function: sequence-specific DNA binding; DNA-binding transcription factor activity.